AUGGCUGCCUCUUCCGAACAGACUAAAACUCGUCCGAUUGAUAAUUUACAAUUACAAGAGGUUUUUGAUAUCGUAAAAUCUACUGAGAAUCAUGAUAUUGGAUUGAUCUGGUUUGAUGAAUGUGUUGACGAUGAACUCAAACAAACCAUCGAACAGUUAAAUGGACAUGUUAUCAUUUGCGUUAAUAAAGAUAUAUUUCUUGAUUCAAUCGAUCGUAUUCAAAAUGAAACGAUGAUCGUUAUUAUUGCCGGUAAACUAGCUGUAGAUGUAUUAUCAAUCAUUCAUGAUAAUCCCAAUAUUGAUUCAAUAUAUCUUUUUUGCAUAAACAAAAUACAAUAUCUUACUCUUCGUAAUUCUUACUCAAAGAUAGUUGGAAUUUAUACAGAAUAUGAUCCAUUAUUAGAUUCGAUCAAAAAUAAAAUAAAAUCACUUAUCCAACAAUUAGUCACAUUUAGUUUAUUUCGUCAAACGGAAAAAUCCAUCCGUGAUUUAUCUCGUGAAUCAGGCAGUUUUUUGUGGCAUCAAUUAGCCAAAGAAUACCUGAUGAAUAUGAGUACAAGCAAAACCGAAGCUGCAAAACAAGAAAUGCUUGAUCUAUGUCGAGUAUAUUAUCAAUCAAAUCAAUCUUAUCUUAAAAAAAUUGACGAAUUUGAGCAAACAUACCAACCUACUGAUGCAUUAAAAUGGUAUACAAAAGACACAUUUCUAUUCCGCCUAUUGAAUAAAUCAUUAAGAUGUGAAGAUAUUGAGUUACUUUAUUCAUUUCGAUACUAUCUUGUUGAUCUUUGCACCUGUUUACGAACAGAAUAUGAUUCUCUCAAAGAUGAUCUUCCAUCUGUCGUUAUUACACUAUACCGCGGACAAACCUUGACCGACCAUGAAAUUAACAAACUGAAAGCGAAUGUUAAUCAGUUGAUAGCAACCAAUGGUUUUUUGUCAACCAGUUGGUCACCGGACGUUGCGCGAGUUUUUUCCACCAAUGUUCUCUAUGAAAUCAAUAUUGAUUUAUCGCAAGAUUCAACUGAAAUUAUUCGAUUUGCGAAUAUUUCACAAUACAGUGACAUGCCCAGUGAACGAGAAGUGUUGAUCGAACUAGGUGCGAGUUUUAAAAUUCUGAAUGUACAGGAUGAAGGAGAUUUAUGUAGAGUCCAAAUGGUUAGUAUCACGAAAGACCAACAGAUCAAGUGUGAAUUUAUGGACGAAAUGGUAAAUCAAAUAUCGACAUUAGCAUGGACUGAAUACUAUUUUGGCAACUUAAUGAUAAAGAUAGGACAACCGACAAAAGCUCUUCAUUAUUUUGAAAAUUUAAUACGGCGUACAACAAACAAUCAUAGACAACAAUAUAUUGCUCUCACUGGAUUAGCUCAUGCAAACGUUUGUGUUGCUGAUUACGACUCGGCGUUGAACCAUAUGCUCACUGCCUAUAAACUGUGUAGUCAAACCGAGGAGCAUGUUGAUUCGGGAGAUCUUGCUCAAAUAUUAUAUUCACUUGCAUAUAUGUAUAGUAAAAGAGGAGACAAUGAUUUAGCCUACGAAUACUACACUCGAUCAACACAAACACUACCUGACCAGCAAAAAAAUCAAGCAAGAAACCUAAUUGGUAUGGCUGAUGUGAGUUGUCGACAAGAGAAGUAUGAUGAGGCAUUAGCCUUUUAUGAAUUAGCGCUGGAUAUUGAAACUAACCUGUAUCCUAGAGCGAGUCCUUACAUAGCUAGUGAUUUAUACCAUAUUGCUCGUUGUCACUACCAUACGGGUGACUAUGUAUCAGCAUUGGAUUAUUUGAAGCAAGCAUUAGAAAUACAAGAACAAAUCCUCCCGAAUACUCAUGUAGAUAUCGGAUACACAAAAAUUUAUCUUGGUAAAACAUAUAGAAAAUUACAUAAUUAUGAAAUUGCUGAAGAGUAUUGUACAGAAGCAUUUCUAAUUAUCGAGAAGUUAUCACCAUAUGACACGGGACAACUUGCCGAUUUACAUUUUGAGAUUGGUAUAUGUAAUGCUGAGAAGAGUGAUUAUCACUCGUCUGUCUCUCGAUAUAAUCAGGCAUUAAUAUUAUAUGAAAAACAUUUUUCACCUCGUAGCGAAGAAUUGGCUCAUGUGUAUUCUUUUAUGGCAUCAGCUUAUCAUCACAGUCAGCAGUAUGAUCUAGAAAUAGAACAAUGUCAAAAAGCGUUGAUGAUUUAUCAGCAAUUCCAGUCAAUAGAUACAGCUAAAAUAAUCCCACUAUUAUGGAAGCUAGCUAUCGUUUACGAGCAGAAACAAGAUGAACAUUUGAUUAUAAGAACUUGCCAACAACUUUGUUCUCUCUAUGAAGAAGACACAUCUGUCGAUCUCAAUCAACAAACUUUGCUAUUCAGAACUAUAGGAUCGUAUUAUUAUAAAUUAGGUAACUAUCAGUCAGCUGUUGAGUAUUUUCAAAAAGCAUUGUUUACACAAGAACAAUCGCAAGAAAUUCAAACUGCAGAAUUACAUAACAAUUUAGGAUGUUGCCUAACAAAACUUGGUCAAUAUAAAAUAGCGAUGGAACACUGUAGUCAUGCGAAGAAUUUACUGAAGAAGCACAUUGAAACGAAUUGUGAACACUAUGGAAAUGUUCUCAAUAGUGUUGCUCGUAUUCAUUACGAAACAAUGAAUUAUGAUCAAGCCUAUGACUAUUGUUCAAGAUCAUUACGUUGUUUCACACAUAAUGAUCAUCCUGCUAUCAUGGAGAAUUAUGACAUAGUAACAAAUAUCUUAGCAAAGAAAGCUCAUGAGCAAAAAAGGAAAAAAUAUCUAUUUAUUAAGAUGUCCAUUGCAGCUGCUUUUGGGCUUCUUAUGUUCCAAGUAUUAAAAAGAUGGUUUAGAAAAUAA
Molecule: messenger RNA, 2847 nt
Organism: Adineta steineri
Lineage: Eukaryota; Metazoa; Rotifera; Eurotatoria; Adinetida; Adinetidae
Source: the annotation of a GenBank genome assembly